GUGCGGACGACUACGUGGAAGUAUUAAGGAGUGAGUCGACAGGUGUUCCCGCCUCCAAGCCGACUGUUCACUCAGACGCUCAUUAGUUCUGCGCCAGUAGCGUCAGCGGAUAACCGCGCACAAAUUACACUUAUGGCUGAUCAACUAACAGAAGAGCAGAUUGCCGAGUUCAAAGAGGCCUUCUCACUGUUCGAUAAGGACGGGGAUGGCACCAUCACCACAAAGGAGCUGGGCACCGUCAUGAGGUCGUUGGGUCAGAAUCCAACAGAGGCGGAACUCCAGGAUAUGAUCAACGAGGUGGAUGCCGAUGGAAACGGGACCAUUGAUUUCCCUGAGUUUUUGACAAUGAUGGCAAGGAAGAUGAAGGACACAGACAGCGAGGAGGAGAUCAGGGAAGCUUUCAGGGUCUUUGACAAGGACGGUAACGGCUUCAUCAGCGCCGCCGAGCUACGCCACGUCAUGACGAAUCUUGGCGAGAAGCUGACGGACGAGGAAGUAGACGAGAUGAUCAGAGAAGCGGACGUGGACGGAGACGGACACGUCAACUACGAAGAGUUUGUUAGGAUGAUGACCGCGAAAUGAUGCUGAUGCACAGAGACAAAGAAGCAGUCAAAUGUUUUACUUACCUCUUCUUCCAAAAAUCUGCUUUUGCUCAUACAAUUUUCGUAAAGACAACUUUUAAAUUAAUGGGUCCAAUCUGUCCACUUUUGAACUAACUCUAAAAAUUAACCAAUCAUAUGUUCAGGGUCUAACACCCUCCCCACCAGUGGUGAGCUGCCUAAACAGAAGUCAACUCAUUAGAUAGGUGGCCCCUCUGCUCAGUUGUGUCUGACAGUGGCUUGCAAGACAGGGGCAUGUCUGGUCAUAAGUCGCAACAAAGCGCUAACAAUGCUACUUAAAUACAUCACAAAAAAAACGUGAACAUAAAAGGUUGCUGCAGAAACGUAUUCCUUAACAUCAAGCAGAUUAAUUUGCCAAAGAGCUCUUGCUAGACGCCUCAUUGACUGGGAAUAGGAUUAGCUUUAGACCAUGUACCGGUGAUACCCCCAUCUUGCAAGCUCCUUUUUCUCCCUCUGCUGUCUUAUCAUCUCUUUGCCUUUCUGUAGACUUGCUGUUUACUUUUUCGCAUACAGCGUUUCACAAGCUACUGUUGACAAUGGGAAACGCCAGUGGCAAAAGGAGGAGCACAUGCGCGAGUCAUACUGGAGAAAGAUAUUUCAAUAAGACCCUUUCUGGUAUGUUGGGAUGCCUGUUUACCUUUUGGGAGCGGGGGGCAUAGUUGUGUCCUCACGUCAUGAGGCUUUUUCCAGGUGUGUGAUUAGUGGGUGUCGCCGGAUCGCCAAAGCAUGCUGGGGACUUUCUAUUGGCUAUAAUUUCUUGCAUGUAUCAGUGCGUAGGGGGUGUUUGUUUCACUUUAACGGGGACCAGGUUGCUACUGUGCAGCAUUUCUAACGGGAGCUUUGUAUGUAUGCGCGUGCGUGCUUGUGUGUUACACUGAACUGUUCUGUUAAGUUCAGGUGAUCUGCAUUCCAAGUUGUACAUGCUAGUCUUCACAAUGUUUUUUUUUUUCAAUAAAAGUCCAUGAACUAAAUGAUUA
Messenger RNA from Corythoichthys intestinalis (scribbled pipefish), 1597 nucleotides. Its product is annotated as calmodulin-like. The record is from RefSeq and is a predicted model, not a curated record. NCBI's taxonomy places the organism in Eukaryota, Metazoa, Chordata, Actinopteri, Syngnathiformes, Syngnathidae. The transcript has 6 exons. The coding region runs from base 133 to 582 and encodes 149 amino acids. Gene Ontology annotation, molecular function: enzyme regulator activity; calcium ion binding.